Pseudomyrmex gracilis is the source of this 942-nucleotide messenger RNA. It is a transcript of the gene FRG1, whose product is annotated as protein FRG1 homolog. NCBI's taxonomy places the organism in Eukaryota, Metazoa, Arthropoda, Insecta, Hymenoptera, Formicidae. Gene Ontology annotation, molecular function: actin filament binding. Bases 148 to 927 code for a protein of 259 amino acids. The record is from RefSeq and is a predicted model, not a curated record. Gene Ontology annotation, cellular component: catalytic step 2 spliceosome; striated muscle dense body; nucleolus. The transcript has 5 exons.
UCGUCUGUUGGAGCGUUUCAACAAAGUUUAACCUGAUCUAACCUCGUUGUCGCAUCGUUGAGUGUAGUACUGUGUCAAAAGUAAAGAAAAGAAAGGAAACAACUGCAACAUCGAAAAUCAAGAAGAAAAAAACAAGUAAAUUCUGAAAUGUCCGAAUACGAGAAAGUAAGAACUGGAAAGUUAAUAUUGAAAGGUGAAAAACAAUUAAGGUCAAAGAAACGAAAGUCCAAAAGACAAGACAAAGAACAGGAUAUAACUAUAGAGGAUAAAGAUACUAUUACUCAUGGAGGAUGGUGGAAAGUUAAGAAUAUAUCAGAGAUUACGGGAACAGUAGCUAUUGAAUUUGGCAAUCAUACUUAUAUGAAAGCUUUGGAUAAUGGCUUAUUUACUCUUGGUAUUCCACAUAAAGAAGGAGAAGGUCCGUCACCUGAAGAAAUUUUGACGGCACUGCCUAUAAGUGAAAGCAAAAUUGCUUUAAAGUCAGGAUAUGGCAAAUAUCUUGGUGUUGACAAAAAAGGUGUUGUUAUUGGACGGUGUGAUGCUGUAGGAUCUAUUGAACAAUGGGAACCGAUAUUCCAAGACGAUAAACUUGCUAUAUUAAGUAGUACAGGAUGUUUCAUGGGUCUUACAAGUGAUGAUGACGUAAUUUGCCAAAAUAGAACAGCUGGUCCAUCGGAGUUUGUCAUUGUAAGAAAUAUAAGACAACGUUCUCAAAGUCCAAACAAAGAUAUUCCAAAAGAAGAACAAGGUUCCCUUACAGAAGUUGAAAUAAAUUACGUACGAAAGUUUCAAAAAUUUCAAGAUAAAAAAUUGAGACUAAAUAAGUCUGAUCGAUCUGAAUUGGAAACAGCAAAAAUAGAAGGAAAUUUACACGAAACUCUGCUGGAUAGAAGAAGCAAAAUGAAAGCUGACCGUUAUUGUAAAUAAAUUCAGUUUUGAUUA